AUGGAUGAAUGUGUGAUUGAAGAGGGAGAGGAGAGUGAUUUAGAGGUGAUGAGGAGAAUUGGGGGUGUGGUUUGGGUGGGGGUGGUAGAAGAGGGGUUGGUGAAGGGGGGGGAUGUAGUAGGGUUGGUGGUGUGUAUGGUUUGGUUUUUUUGUGGUGAGGGGGGUGGUGGGGGGGGGGGGGGGGGGGGUGGGUGUGGGGUGGUGGGGUUUGGGGGGGUGUUUUUUGGUAUUGAGUUGUGUGGUUUGGUGAGUGUGGGUUGGGUGGUGGUGGUUGAAUGUAUUGUGGGUUGGUGUUAUUGGGGUUUGGUGUUGUGUGUGGGGGGGUGGUUGGAUGGAUGGGGGGGGUUUUGGUGUAAUGUUUAUGAUGGUGAUUGGAGGGGGAAUUUUUGGGUUUUUGUGGUGUGUGGGUUGGAGGGGUUUGGGGUUGGGAUUUGUGGGUGUUGUGUUUUUUGGGGUGGGGUAGUGGGGUAUGUUUUGGAUGGGGGGAAUUGGGAAAUGAUGGUUGGAGGGGGUUGUUGGAGGUUGAGGGGGGUUGUUUUGUUUGUGGUUGGGGGGUGGUUAUGUGAGGAGGUUUUUGUGUUGGGGUGUUGGGUGGUGUGGUGUGAGGGGGGGUGUGGGGGGUUGUGGUGUUUUUUGUGGUGUGGGGGUUUUUGGGGUGGGUGGGGGGGUUGUGGUGUUUUUUGGUUUUGGGGGGUUAGGUGUGUGUUGGGGUGUGUUUGUGUAGUGGUGUUUGAUGGUGUUGUGUUGGUGUUGGGGGUGGUGGUGUGGGUGUGUGGGUUUGGUUUGGGUGUUAUUUGUUGGGGAUUGUGUUUGUUUGGUUGUUGGUGGGGGUGGGUGGGUGUGGUGGUUGGGUGGUGUGUGGGGGUGGUUUUGUUGGUUGUGGGGGGGGUGGUGUGGGGGUGGUGGGGGGUUUUUUUGUAUGUUUGGUUGGGUUUAUUUUGUGUUUGUGUUGUGUGGUUUUGUGUGUGUUGGGGGGUGUGUUGGGGUGGGUUUGUUGGGUUUUGUGUGGGUUGUAUGGUUGUGGGGGGGUUGGUGGGGUUGGUGGGUGGGAUUUGGGGGGGGUUGGGGUUUUGUGUUGGUUUGGUGGUGGGUUGUUGGGUGGUUGGUGUGAUUUUGUGGGGUUGUGGGUGUUGGGUUUUUGGGUGUGGGGGUUGUGGGGGUGUGUUGGUUGGGGGUGUAGGGGGUGGUGGGGGUUGGGUAAGUAUUGUGUUGUUGUUUUAUGUUGUGGGUUGUGUAUUGGUUUGGGUUGGUGUUGGGGUGUUGGGUGGGUGGUGUGGUUGUGGUUUGGGUGUGGGGUGGUGUGGUGGUGGUUGUUGGGGGGGGGGUGUGGGGGGUGGGGGGGUUGUUUGGGUUUUUGUGGUGGGUGGUGUGUGUUUUGUGAUAUUGGUUUUUUUGGGUUUUUGGUUGGGUGGUGGGGUGGGGGUUGGGUGGGUGUGGGGGGGAGGGUGGGUGUUGUGGGGUGAGUGGGGUUGUUUUGUGGUUUUGUGUGUUAUUUGUUGUGUUUUGUGGGUUGGUUGUGAGGUUUGGGUAUUUUAUUGGUUGGUUGAGUGGGGGGGUAUUGGAGUUGGAUGUGAGUGGUGUGGGUGGGGUGUGUGGGGUUUUUUGUUGUGUUUGGUGUGUGUGUUUGUUGUGUUGUUUGGUUGUGGAGAUGUGGGUUGGGUGGUUUUGAUGGUUGGGUGGAUUUUGAUGUUGGAUGAGAGUUUGGUUUUGUGGGUUUGGGUGGUUUUUAUAUUUUGGGGGUUGGUUGUAGUGGUUGAUGUUUGUAGUGUGGUGUUAUGGUGGGGGGUGGUGGGUGGGGGGUUGGGGUAG
Messenger RNA from Knipowitschia caucasica, 1809 nucleotides. NCBI's taxonomy places the organism in Eukaryota, Metazoa, Chordata, Actinopteri, Gobiiformes, Gobiidae. The record is from the annotation of a GenBank genome assembly.